GUGCAAGCGUUGUAAGCAGUUUUUAGAAUAUCUAAUGAAGUGCUGCGUUAUAAAUUGCCCAAAUUCAUCAUGGGCAGAAGGUGGCAGAGGAGGAAGAAAUAUACAUUUUUUCGCUUUUACAAAAGACCCGACAUUGCAAAGGAUCUGGAAGCAACGAAGAUCAUUAAUAACAUAAAUAACAAUAUGAGGAUCACAGACGUAACAGAGGGAAACCAGGAAAACGCUGAUGUAGAUGACAUUUGGGAAGAAAUUGAAAUUCAGGAUGGAGAAGACAAAUUGACACCAUUGCAAAAUAUAGCGCUCCAAAACGCUGCAGGAAAGGUGGCAGUCUUACUGCGUAAGAAAAUAAAAUGUGAAUCUUGUCUUCCUUACGUAUUGCAAGACAAUUCCGCGAGAGGAUAUCCUUUUGGUGAGAAUGAAGAAGGAGACAAUAUUCAAAAUGUGGAGGUCUUCCCUACACAUUUUAUCCUAGACAUCUGCAAAAUUACGGAGCUAUACCUCAGGAAGCUCAUUGAAACAGCAGAAACUACCACAGAGAGUGAGGAAGAAAAUGGGCCAUUGAAGCCACUAAAAAUAAAAUUGCCUACAAUGGUGAAUUAUGUGAUAAACUCAAUGCAAAACUACGCAUAUCAAAAUGAUCUUAUGCAUUUUUGCAACUACAUUGGACAUUUCACCAACUUUAUCACUGUCACAGUCGCAAUUUUUGCUAAGGUUCGUUCCUGCCAAAUUUUGCGAAAUUUCAACGACAAAAAAUCUCUCCGGCAAUUCCGCCACCGAAUUAUACAUUUUGAAAAUCAGUGAAGUUCCGGCAACUCAUCUUGGCAGUUCAACUAUUUUCACACCUUUACUCUCACAUCUUCUGCAAUAUCACAGCAUCCCACAGGGCUACAGGGACUAAUGAAAAUUAGUAAUGAAAUGAAAGUGGUUGCGAAUAAUCAUGUGGACUAGCAGCUUCUACGUUUCAUCGAUCUUUCCCUUUGCAUCAUCUUCUGAGAUUGCUGAUGACGGAUUAAGGGAUACGCAAACUUUGAGCAAACAAUUUGGAAAUCAGCUUUCUACACAUGAAGAUUACCUACAUUUUUUUCUAAAGUUAUUUGGAUCCAAUAAAUUCACAAUGAAUAAUCAUCAAUUUCUCCUGAAAUUGCAAUAGAACUGCAAAUCUCUCCAAGAUUUUUAAAUGAACCAAUUUCU
Lutzomyia longipalpis is the source of this 1191-nucleotide messenger RNA. RefSeq lists its product as uncharacterized. The record is from RefSeq and is a predicted model, not a curated record. Lineage: Eukaryota; Metazoa; Arthropoda; Insecta; Diptera; Psychodidae. The transcript has 3 exons. The coding region runs from base 70 to 801 and encodes 243 amino acids.